This is a messenger RNA of Brassica rapa (field mustard), 976 nucleotides long. RefSeq names its product putative pentatricopeptide repeat-containing protein At1g28020. Gene Ontology annotation, molecular function: protein binding. Gene Ontology annotation, cellular component: mitochondrion. NCBI's taxonomy places the organism in Eukaryota, Viridiplantae, Streptophyta, Magnoliopsida, Brassicales, Brassicaceae. The record is from RefSeq and is a predicted model, not a curated record.
CCCUAAGGUUUGGAUUAAUUAACCCAAGGGGUAUAAGUGUAUAUUUACCUCUUUAAUGAAACCUAUUUUUGUGACUUUGAGCCUUGAGUACUACUUUGGGAACAUAAACUUGGUUUAGUGCUAUUCUAGUUUUUUUCUAUUAAUUAAAUCAAAUUAAGAUAUCCUAAAAAGGAAAAACAAAAAGAGGCGGCACAAAAUCCACCACUGACCACUUACAUAGACCCUAGCAGACCAAAGAAUUCUUGGGCAACACGCAACGCAUUACAGGAGUCGCACCUUCAAAACCCUAUCCUCGUCUGUGAAUCAGACAUUGCAGCAUCGUCUAACAGAGGCUCUUGAUCGGAAAGCACAAAUCAAUCCGGUGCUAUAACAGUGGCGGCAACAUGGGAAUAAGAUCAACCCUUCUCAGGUGAGAGUCAUCAUCAAAAAGCUUCGUGAUCCCGACCAAUCUCUCCAAACCCUUCAGGUUUCAUUUACUAUCCUCUCUGAACAUAUUCGUCGAUUGAUGUCAUAUGGUGAUGUUAUUAUUAGGCGUCAGAGUGGAUGCGUAAAGGAAGGAUCUGCGGUCCAACUCCAGAAGACUUUGAGAAGAUGAGAGAGGUAGGUCUCCGCAUGAAAGCUUCACCGUUCAACUCGAUGCUCUCUCUUCGUGAGAUGGAAGAGAACAACGUGGCUCCCGAUAGCCUCAUGGUGAACGAAGUCUUGAAGAUAUAUGCGGCAGAGUCAAAGGUAGAGUCUAUGGCAAGGUUUAUGAGAAUGUGGAGUGGAGAAGAAGGGAUCAAGCUAGAAAGAGAGACCAUGGCUGCAAUGGCAAAUGCUUACGCUAAAGCCGGAUCAACAAAGAAAGCGAUAGAGAUGUAUGGUGGUGUGGCAGCAGGGCCGUCCCAUAAUUUUGAGUGGCCUAAAGCAAAAAAAACUUUUUGUGGCCUCUUAUACAAAUACCAACAAUAAAUAGUAACAAGCAACCCAUACAAAA